AUGGCGGCAGAUCGUGCUGUUAGUUACGUUGGGAUGGGCAAGAAAAGGAAGCUCUAUGGGAAAGUAUCUGGUCGGGAGGUGGUGGGGGCCUUGAGCUCUGUCAGUGACCCACCCACGCUUUAUCAUGCAGUUUCACAGCCAAUAACAAUGGUGGCAAGGAGAUCAGGUAGCUUCCCUGGAAGUGAAGCAGGAAAUAUUUUAUCGCCGAGGUCAUCAGAAACUGGGGGGCUAGGAGUCAAAAUGGUAGAAUAUGUUCUUGGAACUUCUCCAACGAGUAAAGAUCUUGAACCAAGGAUGAGAGCAUUGGUCUUGUCAAACGAAACAGGUGAAAAGAAAGACAAGGAUAAAGCUCCAGCUUCCCCAUAUGACACAACUAAUAAAAAAGAAAUGGAGAAUGGUGUAACACAGAAUGGCGUACAAAAUGGACUUGAUGAUGAUAAAGGAUUUAAUCGGACACCAGGGAGUCGACAACCAUCUCCCUCCGAUGAAGAUUUAAAUAAGAACAACUCAGUGGUUGUUCUGGAGGGAAGCCAUCUUAUGGGACAUUUUCCUCAAGGACAUCCUCUUCUUGAGUCACACUUUGAGGCACCAGUGAUGCUAGAUGGUGGAGGAGUAUUUGAAGGAGGGGCAGCCCCAUAUCACCAGGCCAGCCAGCAGCCCAUGGAAUCUCCUAAUGUGCUUCCACCUUCCUUUGAUGUACAGUGA
Nezara viridula (southern green stink bug) is the source of this 705-nucleotide messenger RNA. The record is from the annotation of a GenBank genome assembly. NCBI's taxonomy places the organism in Eukaryota, Metazoa, Arthropoda, Insecta, Hemiptera, Pentatomidae.